Messenger RNA from Paralichthys olivaceus (Japanese flounder), 1324 nucleotides. RefSeq names its product SFT2 domain containing 1 (gene sft2d1). The record is from RefSeq and is a predicted model, not a curated record. Lineage: Eukaryota; Metazoa; Chordata; Actinopteri; Pleuronectiformes; Paralichthyidae. Gene Ontology annotation, cellular component: membrane. Gene Ontology annotation, biological process: vesicle-mediated transport.
GACGUUGCUCCGCAGAGUUAACUCAACCUGUGGGCGCGGACAAACCGAUCCCGGGUCAGCUCUGGCAGAAAAGCGUCGUACAGGAAGUCAGAGUGGCUGCUGGUAACUGCUGCGGUGUGAAGUUGUAGAUGAGCGGACGAACAGCGAGUAAAGUCACAGAAGAUCAACCCGAGCCCGCUGUUCUCUGAACUGUUUCCCUCCAGCGAUGGACAAACUUCGUCGAGUGCUGAGCGGCCGAGAGGACAACGAGGAGCUGGGUCUCACCGCUCAGGUCCUUGAUGCCUCCACUCUCAGCUACAGCACCAGGGUGAAAUGGUUUGUCAUAUGCUUUGCUGGAGGCAUCCUGUGCUCAAUACUCGGCUCAGCAUUGUUGUUCCUUCCAGGUGGAGUCAAGCUUUUCGCUGUCUUCUACACAAUAGGGAAUAUCGCAGCUCUUGCCAGCACCUGCUUCCUGAUGGGACCACUGAAACAGCUGAAGCGCAUGUUUGAACCAACACGACUGAUAGCCACCAUUGUUAUGCUGCUCUGCCUUGUCUUAACACUUUGUGCAGUGUUUUGGUGGCACAAAAAGGGGCUGGCUAUCAUCUUCUGUAUUAUGCAGUUUUUGGCAAUGACGUGGUAUAGCAUCUCUUACAUUCCAUUUGCAAGGGAUGCUGUGAUGAAAUGCUUCACAACUUGUCUGGGUUCAUGAUUUCCUUUUGAAGACUGGUCCUAAUAUGCAAACUGCAAAAACAGUUGCUCUGUGUAAUAUAAAUCCAUCUUGUUUAUGCACUUUAUCUCCAAAUUUUUACUGUGGCUAUUUCAUGCUGUGAAUUUUCCCUUAGUUUUAGAACUACCCAAAGUUCAUAUACAACAAUUAUUAGAAGGUUAUCAGUCUUCUGCCCUUGAUUUGAGAGAAAUUAGUGCCUUUAAUGCUUAAUAUAUUCCUAUAUUUUCUGAGAAUUUUAUACCAUUCUAUGCAGGGAAAUGAUUAAGAUUUUUCUAUACAUUGUAAUUUGCAACACAAGUGCCUUAACAUUGUGUGUACACAGAUCUGUUGACAUAUUGACCAACCAUACAUAUUUACAUCUUUUACAGUGUGAACUUCUAUUUCAUUUUUGGAUUUUUAAAGAAUGUAAUAACUUCUGCCACAUAAUCAUCAUUAAAGCACAUUGUCUUUCUGUUUCCUCUGAGACACUGAUGUAUAAAUAGGCUCUCACGUGCUAUUCCUUGUUUAUAUAUGAUCAUUUUCCCUGAGGCUCUGCUCCACUGAUGAUGCACUGGGCUGUAUGAUAUCUGCUGCUCAUUUAAUGUUUUUUCUCUUCAGUUAAAGAGAUUUAAAAAA